This is a messenger RNA of Brassica napus (rape), 2827 nucleotides long. Its product is annotated as serine/threonine-protein kinase BSK7. The record is from RefSeq and is a predicted model, not a curated record. Gene Ontology annotation, biological process: brassinosteroid mediated signaling pathway; protein phosphorylation. The transcript has 10 exons. NCBI's taxonomy places the organism in Eukaryota, Viridiplantae, Streptophyta, Magnoliopsida, Brassicales, Brassicaceae. Gene Ontology annotation, molecular function: protein binding; protein kinase activity; ATP binding. Bases 915 to 2372 code for a protein of 485 amino acids.
UUAUCUGAUUUGCAUACUAAGCGUCUAAUAACAACAUGUAGAAUAAUAGUAAAACAACUAUAACAAAAAUAUACAAAUACAUAAAUAUAAUCUAAAAAAAAUAUUAUUAUUAACUGUGGUGUGGUGCAGUCUGUAAACAUUUGAAACUAAAAUUUAUAUGUAAACCCAAUCAAAUUUCUCUUGUCAUACUUUAACUGCUGGUUCGCAUAUUUAUAACUUUGAUUUAAAAAAUAUAUAUUUUGUUUGCAAAGUCAGAAAUGCAAUUUUUGCUAUUAUUUUUAUUCAGGACAUGUAAAUUUCAUGUUUGUCAAAAAAGAAAUAUACUAUAAUUAUUGGAAUAUAAAAAACAUUAAUAUACUAAAAAAGAGAGAGAGUUUUUGGUAACUGAAAAUUGAUGGGUUGUUAGCGAAUGAUAGCAAAGAUGAGUUGUUUUGCUUGGUUUUUAUUUGACCCACUAGUGAGUUGACUUGUUGAGGCUUUGCUGUUUCUUUUCCUUUUUCUUGUCUACACUGGUAAUACCCCCCAAAAAAAUUAAAAGUUUUAAUUUCUAUCCUUUCUGGCAAAGUUCUCUGCUUUUCGGUUCUUGAGCUCUCUCUCUCUCUCUCUCUCUCUCUCUCUCUCUCUCUCUCGAGCUAUUAAGCGCGCAGACACACACGAGCGGGCUCGAUUUCUCAUUCCAACCUUUUCACCUUUACUCUUUUUCUAGAUCGUUUCUUUAAGUUUGACUCUUUUGUUACCGUUUUGUAAGUUAAAAAGAACGAUAAGCAAUAACUGUGUGUUUUGUCUGAUCUAUUCCUUGUCCGAAGAAUUCAACGCGGUUUUGAACUGGUCAAAGUCUCAGAUUGAGAUAAAUCAGACAAGAGAGACUUGGUAAAGGGAAGGGGGUUUAUGGUUUGUCUGAAGAAACACUGAAAAUGGGUUGUGAGGUUUCCAAGUUUUGUUGCGGUUCAGAACCUUCAGGAUCCAAUCAUGGAGUCACUUCCUCAGGUGUUGAUGAUAGGAUAGGUGAAGGGAAUGAUCUGCCUCAGUUCCGUGAAUUCUCUAUAGAGACGCUAAGGAAAGCUACAUCAGGUUUUGCUACGGAGAAUAUAGUAUCAGAACAUGGAGAGAAAGCUCCUAACGUUGUCUACAAAGGGAAGUUGGAUAAUCAGAGACGUAUUGCUGUUAAAAGGUUUAACAGGAAAGCUUGGCCUGAUUCUCGUCAGUUCCUGGAGGAAGCUAAAGCUGUUGGUCAGUUAAGGAACUAUAGGAUGGCAAACCUGCUUGGAUGUUGUUAUGAAGGGGAAGAGAGACUUCUUGUUACUGAGUUUAUGCCUAAUGAAACCUUGGCUAAGCAUCUUUUCCACUGGGAGUCACAACCGAUGAAGUGGGCAAUGAGACUAAGAGUAGCUUUACAUAUUGCUCAAGCUUUGGAGUACUGUACUGCCAAAGGGCGUGCGCUUUACCAUGACUUGAAUGCUUAUAGAGUUCUAUUUGAUGAUGACUCGAAUCCAAGGCUUUCUUGCUUUGGUCUGAUGAAAAAUAGUAGAGAUGGUAAGAGUUAUAGUACCAACCUUGCUUUCACUCCUCCUGAGUAUCUCAGAACAGGUCGCGUGACACCAGAAAGUGUGAUGUACAGUUAUGGCACUCUGUUGCUUGACCUUCUUAGUGGAAAACACAUUCCUCCUAGCCAUGCGCUGGACCUCAUAAGGGACAGGAACAUUCAAAUGUUGAUGGAUUCAUGCUUAGAGGGUCAGUUCUCAAUCAGUGACGGGACUGAACUCAUACGGUUAGCGUCUAGAUGCUUGCAGGAUGAGCCUCGUGAACGUCCUAACCCUAAAUCUCUAGUCACUGCAAUGAUCCCACUUCAAAAGGAUCUUGAGACUCCUUCACAUCAACUGAUGGGAAUACCAAGCAGUGCCUCAACAACUCCUCUUUCACCACUUGGAGAAGCAUGCCUAAGAACUGAUCUAACUGCUAUACAUGAGAUUCUUGAGAAACUUGGAUAUAAAGAUGAUGAAGGGGCAGCCACAGAGCUUUCAUUCCAGAUGUGGACCAACCAGAUGCAGGACUCGCUCAACUUCAAGAAAAAGGGUGAUGCUGCUUUCAGGCACAAAGACUUUGCAAAUGCUGCUGAAUGUUAUUCUCAGUUUAUAGAGGGUGGGACAAUGGUUUCACCAACUGUGUAUGCAAGGAGAAGUCUGUGUUACCUAAUGAAUGAUAUGCCACAAGAGGCACUGAAUGAUGCAAUGCAAGCCCAAGUGAUAUCUCCUGCUUGGCACAUCGCAUCUUAUCUUCAAGCUGUAGCCCUCUCGGCUCUAGGACAAGAGAACGAAGCUCACGCUGCUCUCAAGGACGGAUCAAUGCUGGAGAGCAAAAGAAACGCCCUAUGAUGAUGAUGAUGGAAACAAAAAUACAAGAGGAAAAUUGUUUCCGUCUUCUUACAAUAACCAAAACACCGCAUAGGCUUUGCAGAAUAAGAUCAAUACCCACCGUCCAUCAUCCUCAUAAGUAGAUAAGCUACUAAACAGUUAUCAUCAUCUUCAUCACCAUCGGGAUUUGCUCUAGUUGUUCCCUUUACCUUGUUCAUUAUUUCUCUCCAAGUACUUGAAGCAUUCAUUUGGUCUCGUUUUUGUUUUCAACUGAAAUGACAUUUCGCUGUUAUACAUAAGAAAAAAUUGCAUAUGUGUUGAAUCAUUUGAUGGAGAUUUGAUUAUAUAUUGGGAAUGGUGUGAUUGUGGAUUUUCUUUGAUGGGUUCCAAUGUUUUGUAAUCAAUGUUUUGUAAUAAUAUGUAAAGAGAGCACUUUGUAUAUUGACUUUUGAUGAUCUUUUAAAUUUUGCAUAUCA